AUGGCGCAGAAAAGGAAGAAUAAUGGAGAAAUAGCAAAUAGUUUUGCUACGAAGAAACAUAAAACGAUGAAAAAAGCUAAUUUUAUGCUCUCUGCUCUGUUAUCUCCUCUAUUCUCCUUGCUAACCAACAACAAUUUUUUAAGUAAAUUAUUAGGGAAGAAGACGCCAUUGAAGCCCUCAAUUGAUCAGCUGGAUGUUCAUGAUCGGGUCAUGGUUUGCGUUCCAGAGGAAAUACUUGUCAACAUUCUCAGCAGGUUAUCUGUGCGGUUUCUUCUUCGAUUUAAAUGCGUUUCCAAAUUUUGCUCAACAUUGAUAUCUGAUCCUUACUUUACAAUGAAGCAUCUCAAUCGUGCCAAGAAUGACCAAGAUUCCCAAAAGCUUCUUAUCAACCAACGGUGCCCUGAGGAUUCUAUAUUCUCUCUAUAUUGUUGUCCUUUAUCGCCUAUUCAACAGGUUAAGGAUGUACAAAAACUUAAACUUGAUUCCCCUUCAACCCUUAAACCAAGGCAUUGCAUGAUCCAUUGUUGUUACAAUGGCUUAGCUAUUAUCGAGAUUCGUGAUAAAGAUCGCAUCAAAUAUUUGUUGUGGAACCCCUCAAUAAGAGAAUCAAUAGUACUUCCCCCUUUAGAAUGUCCUCGGGACGGAGGUUCUCGUUUUGGUUUGGGUUAUGACUCAAACAGUUGUGAUUAUAAGAUCCUUCAUAUGCACCAGAACGUACCUGGUCUCGAAUAUCCUAAUGAAAUUCUCGCGUUGAAAGAUGGCUCUUGGAGAAGCAUUGAUGAACAUCCUCGUGCCAAUCGCCGUUGGUUUUAUGCCAUGGAUUAUUUGCCAUUUAUACAUGCGGCAUUUCAUUGGCUCGAGGUUUCAAUAAAUUUUUUUGUGGUGUUUUCAUUUGAUAUUUCAAAUGAAGUGUACAGAGAGAUACCUUUGUCAGAGGAAAUAUUAAGCUUGAGGUCAGGCCCUAACAAUGUUGGUGUUUCUGCGUUGGAAGGAAUGCUUUGUGUUCAUUCUAAUCCCUUUUUCACGGGAAAGGCUACUUUUAAGGUAUGGAUAUUAAAAGAGUAUGGUGUCAAGGAAUCUUGGAUGUCAUUGUUAACUAUAGUGAUAAAUACUCCAUAUUUUAAUUCCUCACCGAGAUAUAGGUUUGCGGAUGGUGAAGUCCUAUUCUGGUGCGUGAAUCUUGAAACUAGAGGGCACGCAUUUAGGACGGUCAGUAGCAUUUAG
Messenger RNA from Solanum stenotomum, 1224 nucleotides. RefSeq names its product F-box protein CPR1-like. Lineage: Eukaryota; Viridiplantae; Streptophyta; Magnoliopsida; Solanales; Solanaceae. The transcript is spliced from 2 exons. The record is from RefSeq and is a predicted model, not a curated record. Bases 1 to 1224 code for a protein of 407 amino acids. Gene Ontology annotation, molecular function: protein binding.